Xyrauchen texanus (razorback sucker) is the source of this 1756-nucleotide messenger RNA. Its product is annotated as tetratricopeptide repeat protein 19, mitochondrial-like. The record is from RefSeq and is a predicted model, not a curated record. Gene Ontology annotation, biological process: mitochondrial respiratory chain complex III assembly. Gene Ontology annotation, cellular component: mitochondrial inner membrane. The transcript is spliced from 10 exons. Gene Ontology annotation, molecular function: protein binding. Lineage: Eukaryota; Metazoa; Chordata; Actinopteri; Cypriniformes; Catostomidae. Bases 17 to 1237 code for a protein of 406 amino acids.
GAAUAAUCACAGAAAUAUGGCGCUGAACUCAUACUGUCGACAGUUUUCUGCACAGAUAGCUCGCAUAAAGCAUUGUGUGAGCGACUGUGCGAAAAAUGUAUCCGUAUCCAAUUUAUCUCUUCCAAGAAUCAAAGAGCUGCAGCGGCCGACUAGCUUGUUUAUGCCAUCGAGCCGCUUUCAAAGCAACUGGCACAGGAGAAGGUCAUGGCAUUGCGGCGUUAAUGCCCCAUGCAUCGGUGUGAACCGUCACACAAACGCAGCUGCCUUUAGCAAGUGGAGUUUUGCAGCAUGGGGUGCAAUUGCAUUUUCACUUUUUGGAAGCUCUGACGAGAGGACAGAGGAACAAAAGCUUGAAGAUGAGCUUAUUCUACUCCUGAAGAAAGCCAAGUACAGCAUGAUGAUUGGGGAACUGGAUGCAGCCAAUGUUUUUUUACACAAAGCCGUUCGACUCGCACACCAGAUGCACAAUAAUGAUGCCAUCAUAUACACAUACAGCCUGAUGGCGAAUCUUGCCUUUGUUCAAGGUCAGCUGGAUAAUGCUGAGAAACUGUUCAAAGCAGCCAUGAGUUUCAUGUUGUCUGGAGGAAUGCCACAGGAUGACAAUGCAGUGAUUGAAAUGUCGCUGAAGCUGGCCAGCAUAUACGCAUCUCAAAACAAGAACGAGUUGGCAGAGCAUGGCUUCCAGUUCUGCACAGAGUCUUUAGAGUCCAAGAUUGAGAAAGACAAGGAUCUUCCACCAGAAAGCCUGUCAGAUGAGAAGCGUAAAGACACCAGGUUGCUGCUGGGUCUUAGUCUGGAUGCAAGGGCUCGUUAUUUGGCAUCUAAUCGUCGUUUCACAGGGGCCUGCAGGGAUUACCGGCAUUCCCUGCAGAUCUGCAUGGAGGAGCAAGGAGAGUCCCACCCACAGACCUUGGUUCUUAUGAGUGACCUGGCAAGUGUGUUGGACCUGCAAGGGAAGCAUGAUGAGGCGCUGGUUCAUGUGAAGAGGGCUGUUGAGCUUGGACGGGCAGCGGGCCAUCCUGAUCAGCAUGUGCUGUUAGGAAAUAUGGCAGGAAUUCUGAUGCACAAAGGAGAGUUUGAGGAGUCUGGUAAACUGUAUCAGGAAGCUUUGGCCCUGGCACAUGCUGCUGGAGAUGGAGAGGCUGUUGAGCAACUUCAGGAGGGACUGAAAGAACUGGCCAACAGGAAAGACGGGCAAACCGAGAGCAAUACUGUGAAACAGGAGCUUAAGGAAUGAUCUAAAUACAGUGCCUGCGCACACACACACUCGUAUUAUAUUCUUCCAUAGAACUUAUCGUUAGAACAAGUUGGUCAUACCUGUGGAAGAAUGGCAUUGUUUGGACCUUACUAUUCACUGGUUGCCAUUUCACAUGUUUUCCACCCUUGUGUGCCCACAUUCAAUAGUACACAACAUACAAUGUCUGGUGCUCCUUUUAUGCCUUAGCUGCCAUCAGACUUGUUUUGUAGUCUUACUCUUAAAUGUACUUAUUUAUUUGUGUUUGUAAAUGGCUUCUCUGUAAAACAGAAUCCGGGAAGUUAAUGAGGACCGAUAACUAAGAAAUGUUCUUUAACUGAGGGCAGCUCAUAAUUGGUCUAAUGAUAUUAUGUGCAGUGGAACAUUUUCAUGUAAAAAAAAAACUUAUUUGAAGCCAACCUGUUGCGUUAAGUGUUUGAUGUAAAAAGUGAUUUGAUAAACCUGUGAACGAAAAUGAUUUGUGUUGUGUUGAAUUGGUCAAUAUACCAUAAAGAUUAUCUA